UUCUUAGCAGAAUCCAUGGGUCAAGGUUAGGUCAGUGGUGACAUAGAGGAAACCGUAGAGAUUAGACUAGACCGAGGAAGUGGAGAGGCUAGUUGACCCUGCAAGCCUCACUUCUUGUCGUACCCUAUUUUCGGAGAUUUUGAUAAUUGCCAUUCUCCCUAACUUUCAUCUUUUGUCUUCCUUGGAAACUUCUCCGAAGAUCUCGUAUAUUACGGGGGUGAUGGCGGACGCACAAUCGAGAUACGUUAAGCUGACAAAAGAUCAGGCGCCUUUAGAGGAUAUCAGACCUGGUGAACUUAAUCAGCCCAUUGAUGUUCCUCAGUUGCAUGUUCGAAAGUGCAAUGAAUGUGGACAGCCUUUACCUGAAAACUUUGAGCCUCCUGCUGUUGAACCUUGGACGACUGGAAUCUUUGGCUGUGCUGAAGAUACAGAAAGUUGCUGGACGGGACUGUUUUGUCCAUGUGUUCUAUUUGGGCGUAAUAUUGAGAACUUGAGAGAUGAUACCCCUUGGACUACACCGUGCAUUUGUCAUGCUAUUUGUGUCGAAGGUGGCAUUGCAUUGGCAGCUGCCACAGCAGUCUUCCAUGGUAUUGAUCCGAAGACAUCAUUUCUCAUUUGUGAGGGUUUGUUGUUUGCUUGGUGGAUGUGUGGCAUAUAUACUGGUCUUGCUCGACAAUCCUUACAGAAAAAGUAUCAUCUCAAGAACUCACCCUGUGAUCCAUGCAUGGUGCACUGCUGCAUGCACUGGUGUGCUCUAUGCCAGGAGCAUAGAGAGAUGAAGGGACGUCUGUCAGACAACUUUGUCAUGCCAAUGACUAUCGUCAACCCUCCCCCUGUUCAAGAAAUGAACUCUGCCAGUGAAAACCAGGAUUCAACACCACCCUCCGGAACUAGCACCAACUUGGAGAUGCGGCCGCUGUAAGAUCCGUCACUGAUGGUACAAAAGGCAUUUUGGUGAAUGAUUUUCGUCUCGAAGGGGUCAUAUUUUCAUAUUCUUGUCAUGUUUCUCAGUAGAAUUGGCUAGCCUUUACACCCGAACUCCUCCGUACUCCAUUGCUUACGCUCAUGUUGGCACCUGGACAGAUGCUUUACUUAAUUCUCUGACCCGUGAGGCUCUUUAUUAGAUAUACAGAUGUGGUCACUUCAACUUUAAUUGCUUCAUUGUACAGAUGGUGCAAUUUUAUUUUAUAAAAGGUACUCCCAUACAAUCUUUGAUGAUUUGUUGUCAACGGCCAACCACCCCAUUGAAAGAGAAUGUAGGCUGUCUCACCUUUGAUA
Theobroma umbraticum is the source of this 1278-nucleotide messenger RNA. RefSeq names its product PLAC8 family protein. Lineage: Eukaryota; Viridiplantae; Streptophyta; Magnoliopsida; Malvales; Malvaceae. The record is from RefSeq and is a predicted model, not a curated record.